UUUUUUUUGAAGAGCUCAAAUAGAACGACGAUUUGAAGCGCACAGUACAUCGUCAUUGUGAAGGGAGAUAGUCCGUUUCUCUCGGCAGGAUGUCUUCAUUCUUUUCUGUUCCUGGGACGCAAAAGAAACGCAAACGAGAGAAUGAUGGCGCUGCAGGCAGGAGAACCGCGCGACCACGCCCCACUACCAAACCGCAAGCUGCUCCCAAGAAGCCAGUCGAACGCGACGAAGAGAUAUCGUCGGGAAGCGAUGACGAAUCCCAACCUGCUGAAGAUUUCGAGGGAUCUGCCUCAGAAUCCGACGAUGACGAUAAGGACGAAACGGCGGCACAGAAAAGGUUGCGAUUAGCCUCGGAAUAUCUGUCACGUGUACGGCAGGAGGUUGAAGCUACAGGCUGGGAUGCUGAAGAAAUUGACAAAGAUAUGAUAGCUGCGCGACUGGAGGAUGAUGUGGCAGAAAGUAAAGGAAAAGUCUUCCGUCAUGUCGCAUUAGAUAUCGAUCUCGACUCGAAGCCAACCAUGUUCCGAGAUAAUACGCACACAGUGACGUCUGUCGCUAUCUGCUCACCUUAUAUCUACCUGGUCACCAAGGACUCGCAAUUGAUAAAGUACCGUCUACAACCACCACCGGAUGAACAAUAUAAGCAAACUACUCGAAAGAAGCCAAAAAGACAAGCACCGCCGCGGAAAAAGCCCCAGAGGCUUGCUUCGGUGAAAGGGAGACACAAGAGGGCCGGGGAUAAGAAUUUUAAAGGCCAUGUUGGGCAGAUACUGUGUGUUGCUGCCAGCGACGACGGGAAAUUCGUUGUGACAGGUGGCGAUGACAAAAGAAUCGUGGUUUGGGAUUCUUCUCUCAAGCCGUUGCGUGUCUUUACGCACCACAGAGACUCCGUGACCGGGGUGGUCUUUCGCAGGAACUCCCAUCAGUUUUACUCUUGCUCAAAGGACCGUACUAUCAGAGUUUGGAAUUGCGAUGCCCUCGCCUUUGUUGAGAGUCUGUUCGGCCAUGCCGAUUCAGCUCUAGAUGUCGAUGCGCUGGCGUUAGAGCGGCUAGUAUCAGUAGGAGCAAGAGACAGGACAGUUCGCCUCUGGAAAGUGGCGGACGAGACUCAGCUCGUAUUUCGAGCUACUUCUGGAACUGGGGAUAAGAAGAAGGAAAUCAACAGCGGGGUGGAUCCUAAUUCACUUGCUGCAACUGGAAGUCUUGAUCGGGUAGCUUAUAUCGACGAGAGUUAUUUUGUUACAGGAUCCGAUAACGGUUGCAUAUCUUUAUGGACACUGUCCAAAAAGAAGCCGCUUGACACCGUAGUAAGAGCACAUGGAUUAGAGGAUCCUCUACCUCCAUCUGUUGCUAGUUCAGAAGAGAAUCCCUCCUCUAAAGUGGUGCCUCCACCUCAACCCCGAGGCAUCACGAGUCUUCGAGCAUUACCGUACUCUGAUUUGAUCCUUUCUGGCAGUACUGACGGAUUUAUUCGUGUAUGGAAAUUCGACGAAAAAGAAAAGAAACUUGGAAGUGUUGGUAUACUUGGGCAGCCAAGUAAACACAUGAUCACUAACGACCUGAAAACACAAAUAUUGACAGAUACAAUGGAGAUCAGUAAUGGUGAAGAGGAGGAUAGCCAUGUUAAUAAUAUCAAAAGCGCCAACAUGACAGAGGCAAACCCUUAUCAGAUCAAGGGAGUCGUCAACGAUAUAGCCAUCAUAUCAAGAGGCAAGAUGGGCGACAAUGAGACUUUUAGCGUAGUCUGUGCGGUUGGAAAGGAACACCGUCUCGGGAGAUUUAGUUCCGAUAUAAAAGGGGCUAAGAAUGGCGCCGUGGUGUUCGAAUUACGGAAAAAGUCGAGGAAUGGAGUUGCCGAGAGCGUCAACGGAGUUGGGAAGAUACCUAAGACAAAGUGAGGAGUAAAACUGACCUUCUCAGAAAAUACGGCGCCUCAUAAAAUAGACGAGAGGUGCGUCAUUGGUGUAAAGAGCACUCUCUAGAAGACAUUGUACAUAUAUACCAUGCUCAUUCUCAGCGCGUUACAAUUGGCACAAUAACACUUGUGGUACAUCCACGGUUUCAUAAUUAAUACAAAUUAUGAGCACGCA
Messenger RNA from Xylaria bambusicola, 2090 nucleotides. RefSeq names its product WD40-repeat-containing domain protein. Lineage: Eukaryota; Fungi; Ascomycota; Sordariomycetes; Xylariales; Xylariaceae. Gene Ontology annotation, molecular function: snoRNA binding; protein binding. Gene Ontology annotation, cellular component: small-subunit processome. Bases 90 to 1898 code for a protein of 602 amino acids. The transcript has 10 exons. The record is from RefSeq and is a predicted model, not a curated record.